Propithecus coquereli (Coquerel's sifaka) is the source of this 3683-nucleotide messenger RNA. It is a transcript of the gene CAPN6, whose product is annotated as calpain 6. The record is from RefSeq and is a predicted model, not a curated record. The coding region runs from base 268 to 2193 and encodes 641 amino acids. The transcript is spliced from 13 exons. Gene Ontology annotation, molecular function: calcium-dependent cysteine-type endopeptidase activity. Gene Ontology annotation, biological process: proteolysis. Gene Ontology annotation, cellular component: cytoplasm. NCBI's taxonomy places the organism in Eukaryota, Metazoa, Chordata, Mammalia, Primates, Indriidae.
UCUGCACAUCUGGCAGGGGCGCCUUCCAGAUUUUCCUCAUGACUCAGGAUCAGUUUCUGACUGCUAGGCGGGGCAAAGCCUCCUGAAGUUGCUGUGAGGCACCUCCCCCUGUGAGCAGAGCUUGGUACAGCCCAAAUAGUUUUCAGGUUAAGAAAGCCAGAAUCUUUGUUCAGCCGCACUGACUGAACAGUCUUAGUGGGGUUACCUGGCUAAGAGCAGCAGCGGCAGCAGCAAGGCUCCUGGGAUACUCAGGCAUAAUUUGACACUAUGGGUCCUCCUCUGAAGCUCUUCAAAAACCAGAAGUACCAGGAACUGAAGCAGGAAUGCAUCAAAGACAGUAAACUUUUCUGCGACCCAACUUUUCUGCCUGAGAACGAUUCUCUUUUCUACAACCGACUGCUUCCUGGCAAGGUGGUGUGGAAACGUCCCCAGGACAUCUGUGACGACCCCCGUCUGAUUGUGGGCAACAUCAGUAACCACCGGCUGAUCCAGGGGAGACUGGGGCACAAGCCAAUCAUCUCUGCAUUUUCCUGUUUGGCUGUUCAGGAGUCUCACUGGACAAAGACAAUUCCCAAUCAUAAGGAACAGGAAUGGGACCCUCGAAAACCAGAUAAAUAUGCCGGGAUAUUUCGCUUUCGUUUCUGGCAUUUUGGAGAAUGGACCGAGGUGGUGAUUGAUGACUUGCUGCCCACCAUCAAUGGAGAUCUGGUCUUCUCCUUCUCCACCUCCAUGAAUGAGUUUUGGAAUGCUCUGCUGGAGAAAGCUUAUGCAAAGCUGCUAGGCUGUUAUGAGGCCCUGGAUGGUUUGACCAUCACUGAUAUCAUCGUGGACUUCACGGGCACAUUGGCUGAAACUGUUGACAUGCAGAAAGGAAGAUACACUGAGCUUGUUGAGGAAAAGUACAAGCUGUUCGGAGAACUGUACAAAACAUUCACCAAAGGAGGUCUGAUUUGCUGCUCCAUUGAGUCUCCCAAUCAGGAGGAACAAGAAGUUGAAACUGACUGGGGUCUACUGAAGGGCCAUACCUAUACCAUGACUGAUAUUUGCAAGAUCCGUCUUGGAGAAAGACUGGUGGAAGUUUUCAGUGCUGAGAAGCUGUAUAUGGUUCGCCUGAGGAACCCCUUGGGAAGACAGGAAUGGAGUGGCCCCUGGAGUGAAAUUUCUGAAGAGUGGCAGCAACUCACAGCAGCAGAUCGCAAGAACCUGGGGCUUAUUAUGUCUGAUGAUGGAGAGUUUUGGAUGAGCCUGGAGGACUUUUGCCGUAACUUUCACAAACUGAAUGUUUGCCGCAAUGUGAACAACCCUAUUUUUGGCCGAAAGGAGCUUGAGUCGGUGCUGGGAUGCUGGACCGUGGAUGAUGAUCCCCUGAUGAACCGCUCAGGAGGCUGUUAUAACAACCGUGAUACCUUCCUGCAGAAUCCCCAGUACAUCUUCACCGUGCCUGAGGAUGGGCACAAGGUCAUCAUGUCACUGCAGCAGAAGGACCUGCGCACUUACCGCCGAAUGGGAAGACCUGACAAUUACAUCAUUGGCUUUGAGCUUUUCAAGGUGGAGAUGAACCGCAAAUUCCGCCUCCACCACCUCUACAUCCAGGAGCGUGCUGGGACUUCCACCUAUAUUGACACCCGCACUGUGUUUCUGAGCAAGUACCUGAAGAAGGGCAACUAUGUGCUUGUCCCAACCAUGUUCCAGCAUGGCCGUACCAGCGAGUUUCUCCUAAGAAUCUUCUCCGAAGUGCCUGUCCAGCUCAGGGAACUGACUCUGGACAUGCCCAAGAUGUCUUGUUGGAACCUGGCUCGUGGCUACCCAAAGGUAGUCACCCAAAUCACCGUUCACAGUGCUGAGGGCCUGGAGAAGAAGUAUGCCAAUGAAACUGUGAACCCAUAUUUGGUCAUCAAGUGUGGAAAGGAGGAAGUCCGUUCUCCUGUUCAGAAGAAUACUGUUCAUGCCAUUUUUGACACCCAGGCCAUUUUCUACAGAAGGACCACUGACAUUCCUAUUAUAGUACAGGUCUGGAACAGUCGAAAAUUCUGUGAUCAGUUCUUGGGGCAGGUUACUCUGGAUGCUGACCCCAGUGACUGCCGUGAUCUGAAGUCUCUGUACCUGCGUAAGAAGGGUGGUCCAACUGCCAAAGUUAAGCAAGGCCACAUCAGUUUCAAGGUUAUUUCCAGCGAUGAUCUCACUGAGCUCUAAAUCUCCCAUCCCCGAGAAUCCUGACAGAGCUUUCCAUCCUAUUAUUUUCUGUCAGAUGCCAGGUCUUAGCUAAGAUUCACAAUCUUUUGAAAGAAAUUCACAAUAAUUAACUUUUCCUUUCUUCUGAUAAGUUCCCCAUACCUCCCGAUCCAAGUAGCAUCAGUAGCUACAUAACCUAUAUACCUCCAGCAGCUGGACAGGGGGAGGUGACAGUCCCAUCUGGAGAUCAUAUAUGUUUACCAAGAAAAGAUCUCUGGGGCUUCCGGGGGUGAGAUUCAAGCAGGACAAUAACAAGAGCCUGGACACCCUGCAGAUGUCUUUGAUAUUUUCAGUUCAAUAUAUUUCACCUGUAGGGCACGUUGAGGAAGGAAAAGGGAUAAUCAAGGCCAAGCUGGUCUAGCCUGACAUCCUAGCUCCUGACUGAACACUACAGACUUCCCAGCAGCAUCUCACCCAGCAGCCAGAGCCGGCUUUAAGUCCCUAACCCUUACUGCCACCACUGCCACCACCACCAACCACCACCACCACCACCACCGCCAUCACCACCAUCAUCACCUCCGGAAAGUGUAGUCCUGCCUUAACCCAAGUCACCCCCCACAGUAAGUUUUGCCUUCAUGUUGAGGAAGCUUCCUAGGUGCUCAAUCUAGAGCUGGAGUUCAAUGAGGCCUAGGCAGUGAGAAGGGCCUGAGCUUCAGUUCAGUGGAAGCCAGCUGUGUGCCACGAGAGGGAAAAGUGGAAGAAGCUGCAGUGGGAGACAAAACUUCGGUCCCCCACCCAUCCACACACACCUACACUCACACACGCGCACAUGGGCGCACACGACCUACCGUUCAGGCAGUCAGUGGGCAAGAGGAAGGACGAAUAAUUGCCACAUACACCAAAAAGAUGAGAGAAUCCAUCCAGGCAUGGUACAGCCAAUUUGGGGCCCCUGACUGCAAUGUGAAACCUCUUGCUGCUGCUAGGUUUACAAAUAAGCCUGUUGUCCUGUGCCUCCUAAUAUCAUUGGUACUGAAGACCCCAUCUGGGGGCUUGAGACUUGGUUCCGGCCCAGGCUUCUCAGGCUUUUCCCUCAGUUGGGAAGCUUCACUCCCCAAGGGUGUUUGUUCACCCUCUUGUUUUUCAGUACUUCUACAGAAUUUUCUCUAGACUCAGUCAUUAUGAGAUGUUCUUCCCUCCAUCUUCAUCUAUCGAUAUUCUACCCCUCCUUCAAGGCCCAGCAUAAAUGCCACCUCCUCCAUGAAGCCUUCCCUAAUUCCACCCAAAGCCCCACCUUCAACAAUAUUUCAACGCUUCUGCAAUGAUGAAAAAGAAACAUAGUUGUAGUACUUAGUCUAGUCCAGCACGCAUUCAUUAAAAAAAUAUAUUUUGUAGUUUUAUUUUAGCUCGCUCAUUUCCUACCACGUUUUCCAGUCUGUGUAACUUCUGCAGUGCCUUCACCACACUGCCUUACAUACACCAAAUCACAAUAAAGUUCAUAUUCAAUAAAUUGA